Messenger RNA from Acanthopagrus latus (yellowfin seabream), 3198 nucleotides. It is a transcript of the gene eps8a, whose product is annotated as epidermal growth factor receptor pathway substrate 8a. Lineage: Eukaryota; Metazoa; Chordata; Actinopteri; Spariformes; Sparidae. The transcript is spliced from 22 exons. Gene Ontology annotation, cellular component: plasma membrane; vesicle; ruffle membrane. Bases 641 to 3109 code for a protein of 822 amino acids. Gene Ontology annotation, biological process: Rho protein signal transduction; regulation of Rho protein signal transduction; positive regulation of ruffle assembly. The record is from RefSeq and is a predicted model, not a curated record. Gene Ontology annotation, molecular function: actin binding.
GGAGACGUAAAGGGGCGUAUCCAGUCGAGGGGGCGUGUCCAGGGGCAGCUGGUCCUCCUGUCAGUCAGUACUGAGGGAUCACAGCCGCGGAGCGUCCGGCAGGUUACUGCUGCUCCACAACUCAGAGUCAAGUGUAGUUCAGCCUGGUGUGUGUGUGUCGGUGUGUGUCCGCGGCUCGGCCCGGUGUGUGUCAGUGUGUGUCCGCGGCUCGGCCCGGUGUGUGUCAGUGUGUGUCCGCGGCUCGGCCCGGUGUGUGUCGGUGUGUGUCCGCGGCUCGGCCCGGUGUUUGUCGGUGUGUGUCCGCGGCUCGGGCACAGAGUGUUGGAGGAGCCGGUGAACAGCGCGGAGCGGAGACGCGCGGUGACUGGUGCCAUGUUUGUGUAACGGCGGCCAGCUGCAGAUUCAGUCGUGUAGGGAGGAUCGGUCUCGUCGAGGAUUCUGAUUGGCGUUCAUAGCAGCCAAUGGCGUGAGAACUAGAGGAGCUCCAUGUGAACACAGCUGAUGAAGUGAUGGGCGCUGGCUACAGCCUGCUCACGGUUUGAAGCUGGAUCAGGUUGUUUUUAGUUGGAACUGGAUCAAGCAGACGUGAGCACACACGUCUUUGUCUUUUAAUGACACUGACUGUCCACUGUGAAGCAGGAUGAACGGGUAUGAAACUCCGGCGCUGGCCUCCGGGAUCUUCGGCUCCUACUCACAGAUCAACGGCCAUGACUCCUCGGAGCCUCCCAGCAGUAAAGCCAAGUCUGGUGCCAAAGCUCUGUACGAACAAAGAAAACAUUUCACCAAGACGAGCAUCAACAGCCUGACGGACACGUCGCAGUAUCAUGUGGAGCACCUGACCACGUUCGUGUUGGACCGUAAAGACGGGAUGAUCACGGUGGAGGACGGAGUGAGACGUCUCCGCCUGCUGGACGCCAAAGGGAAGGUGUGGACUCAGGAGAUGUUGCUGCAGGUGGAGGAGAAGACGGUGAGCCUCAUCGACCAGGAGACCAAGAAUGAGCUGGAGAACUUCCCGGUCGGGACGAUCCAGCACUGCCAAGCUGUGAUGAACGUCUGCAGCUACGACUCCAUCUUGGCUCUGGUGUGUAAGGACUCGGGUCAGACCAAACCGGACCUGCACCUGUUCCAGUGUGACGACAUCAAGGCGACUCUGAUCCACGCCGACAUCGAGAGCGCCGUGAGCGACGCCAGAGGAGGGAAAGUGAAGAAGAGACCGGAGACGCUCAAGAUGAUCCUGAAGAGUGACGGGAUCAUCCCCCCUCCCCCCGCCGCCCCCGCCCCCGAGCCACCGGCGGCGCCCAAUCAGGUGGACGUGAAGAGUCGAGCGGCCGCCUGGUCGGCCUGGACCAAUGAGCAGCAAGACUAUGAGAAGCAGAGACAGCUGUCGGAGGAGGACGGGCCGGUGGAGAUGACUGCAGUCCGAGUGGACCGAGACGUGCAAAUCCUGAACCACAUCCUGGACGACAUCGAGUUCUUCGUCACCAAACUUCAGAAGGCAGCCGAGGCCUUCACCGAGCUGUCCAAGAGGAAGAAGGCCAAGAAGGGCAAAAAAGGUCCAGGAGAGGGCGUCCUGACGCUGCGGUCCAAACCUCCGGGCGAGGACGAGUUCGUCGACUGUCUGCAGAAGUUCAAACACGCCUUCAACCAGCUGGGGAAACUGAAGGACCACAUCCAGAACCCCAGCGCCGUGGACCUGCUGCACUUCCUGUUCUCUCCCCUCAGGAUGGUGAUCCAGGCGUCUGGCAGUGUGGACCUGGCUCGCAGCGUCGUGGUUCCUCUGUUGACCACAGAGGCCAUCGACUUCCUGCACGCCUCGGGGACGGCGGAGGAGAGACACCUGUGGGUCACACUGGGAGACGGCUGGACCAAGUGCAGGUUGGAGUGGCCGAGGGAUCACUACUUCCCUCCGUGUGUUCUGAGGUUUCGUGACGGUUGGGAGCCGCCGGUGUUGCCAGCAGCGGAGCCGUCCAGAGAGCAGGAUCUGACCCAGCUGGCCGAGAGUCUCGCCACCGCCGAGAUCCUCAGACGAGAGGAGAUGAUGAUGCGGCUGGCUCAGGAGUCGGCGGUGCAGAAGUUCCCUCCUGCAGACGGGUACGCCUUCAACACCUCCUGCCCACGCAUGCAGAUCCUGGAUCAGGACGCGGCCAUGGCUGCUUUUAAACACGCCGUCAGCCGCCGGAGUUUUGAUGACAGCAGAGGCCCGUCGACGCUGUUUGCCAAAUCUAAAUAUGACUUUGUGGCGAGAAACAACACGGAGCUGUCGGUGCUGAAGGACGAGGUCGUCGAGGUUCUGGACGACAGGAAGCAGUGGUGGAAGGUCCGUAACGGCUGCGGGGCGUCGGGCUACGUGCCAAACAACAUCCUGGAGAUCACCAAGGCGGUGGACAUCACCGGCAGAGGAGAGCCCAUCUACAGCCACACCAUACAGAAACAGACCACCAGGACUGACUACGUCUCCAGUAAACCGGUAGUGACUCAGAUGCCUCCGGCUCCCACGCCGCCCCCUCCGGCCCCCGCCAGGCUUCCCACGCCGCCGCUGCCUCCUCCUGCCCCCGAGCCCGCCAAGCCGGCCGCCAGCAGCAGCACGGUGAACCGCCAGGACAGCGUCACGUCCAGCGACAACGGCAGCGUCGCCAUGAGGGACCACAGCAACCAGAGGCCGGCGCCCUUCAACCGCAGGAAGUCCAACAUGGAGGAGGUCCAGGACGAGCUGAUGCACAGACUGACGUUGGGUCGCAGCGCUCAGAAGAAGUUUCAGGUUCCGUCUCGCAGCGGCAGCAGCAACCAGCCGUCCGUCAGCAUCACCUACGACUCGUCACCUGACGACGUCCGAGCCUGGCUGGAGGCCAAAGGCUUCAGUCCAGUGACCAUCACCAGUCUGGGGGUUCUGACCGGAGCUCAGCUGUUUUCUCUGAACAAAGAGGAGCUGAAGACAGUUUGUCCCGACGACGGUGCUCGAGUCUUCAGCCAGGUCACCGUCCAGAAGGCGGCGCUGGAGAAGCGUUCAGGCUCUGAGCUGCAGGAGAUCAUGAGGAGGCGGCAGGAGAAACUGGCAGCCAGCACCUGUGACUCAGGGGUGGAGUCGUUUGACGAAGGCAGCACCCACUGAGCUCCACAUGGCUCCUCCUCCCCCUCCUCUUCCUCCCCCUCCUCCUCCUCUUCCUCCUCCUCCUCCUCCUCCUCCCCCUCCUCCUUCUC